UUUCUAGAUCACGUAGUAUCAAUGAUGGAUGCUUUAAAAACAGCACCACUUCCUCUGGGCGUGUGGUUUGUAUUAUCUGCCAUGAUCAUGUGCUACAUCAAGGGCGCUACAUCCUGAAAAACUAAGUGGAUGUAGCUGCUGCCUCGUGCGCAUAUGCAGAGAUGGCGCUGACAGUAAAGGACGUAUUAAUACAUGAUGUCCAAGUCUACAAUGGAGCAGUUCACCGUGUUGAGGACCCCUCAGAGAGAUUCUUUGUGAAAAUUUUAUUUGAAGGGGAUGAGAGGCAGAUAGCCAUGAACAGGUCUAGAGUGUCAACUCCGAUGCAUUACUGCGAUGAGGAGUUAGUGUUUCCACUGAAGGAAUCCUUGCAGACCAGCGGUACCCAAUCACUCAAGCUUGACGUGUACCAACGUGACAUUAGAGCAAUAGACAUGUUUAUCGGUACAUUGGAUAUAUCUCUUGGUCUUCUCAUAAAUAACAGAUACCAAUCCCCACCACUCUCUUUAAAGAACGAGUCACUGGAGGAGUCUACAGUCAGUGUGACAGUGGAGUACGAUGAUCCUAGCAGUCCUGCCAAGGAGAUACAUGAUGGGUCCCUCACACUAGGAGAGGUGAGAGCUGCCUUGUGGGGUGCUCGUUAUGAAUGGAUCGACCUGGGGCUUGCGUUGGGUAUACCACACAGCACAAUACAGGUGAUUGAGAUGGACCACCGUACCAUAAUAGAUCGUUUCACUGCAAUGCUUAGAGAAUGGCUGAUGAUCUCAUCCAACUCCACCUGGUCUGAUCUGGUUAAAGCCCUGAGGUCACCAACCGUUCACCGUCCUAUCGUUGCUAUUAGGAUUGAGGACAAGUACAUCAAGAGUGAUGUCUCCUCAGUGCAGGAAAAGGAGAAUACAGCAAGGUCUUCUAUGCUUCAAAGGGCACGCAUGGAAGCUGCCUUGUGGGGUGCUCGUGCAAAAUGGUUUGAGUUGGGGCUUGCUUUGAAUCUAUCUGAGGAAACACUAGAGAUCUUCAUAAUGGGUAUUGGUGUGGAGUUGUGGAGAGCUCGUAUUGGGUUGUUCAAUGGUGGAAGAGGAGGGCGGCCACGUAAAGCUUCCCUGGCUCACCAGAAGCUACAGUGUGAUGUUACUAUCAUAGUCACAAAGGUGUUGUGGACGCAGUAUGCUGAAGACACUACCAGCCAUCGUGAUAAGUGUGUCGUUGAAUCAGUACUAAAUAAUGCAACAGACAAAGCUCCUCCCAGUAACUGUCAUGAAGAUGUGGUUUCUGAAAAGAAAAAAGAAUCAGUGACUUUCACGACUAACCAUAUUCGCAAUCAUUCCUCAAGUAUUUGUAUUGGCCUCACCCUGAUCUUAAUAGGAGCAAUACUUGUCUUCGUCUCUCUUCUCCUGUUAUUGGCCGGAGAUGUAGAGCUAAACCCUGGACCUGGACUGGCUACUGUUCUGACUAUCUCUGACAUACUUGAGGUGUAUGAUAAGGUGAGGAGUGCUAGUCCGAACUGGUUCAACCUGGGACUUGCGUUGAAGCUGAGCUAUACCGACUUAACCAACUUUCGUGAGACCUACCGUGGUGAGAAUGAUGUGUGUUUGCGUGAGGCCCUAGCUCGUCGACUGCAGUCAGGUGAUCCUCUAACUUGGGGAGGAAUGUGUACUGCUCUCAGAAACUCUAUGGUGGCAAGAAAUGAUGUAGCUGAAGCAAUAGAGGGAAGUCUAAAGAGAGUCUCAGAAAGACUUGAGAGAGCUCAAAACAGCACUACAAAAACUGCCUCGGUGUCAUCCAUUGAGUCAUUGGAUGGUGCAAUCAGUGAAGUAGUCUCUAUAUCUCGAAGUACGGCAGAGUUAGAAGUGGAUUCGAUGGAAAUGCAAAUAGUAUUCAACAAAUUUGUGUCACAGCUGUGCCAGUCACUUGAAGUUCGAAGAAUUGAUAAAGACUCUUUGGUUGCUUGCUUGAUGGGGUUUAACUCUCUAAAGAAGGUUUUUGGCAAAACAAAUCAGUGUGUUUUCAGGAAUCAAAGAAAUAAACUUAGGAAAUGUUCAACUUCUGCAGAAGUUUGGAAAAUUAUUGCUGACUAUUUCUCCUUCUUUAACUAUGAAAUGGUUGAUCACAUUACAGACAGUUUCGGAACAGCCGAGGACAAAGAGAAGAUGAAACUCUACAAAGCCAAUUUUGUGGAGUAUGUUAAACGACGAAUACGUCCAGUGACUAGUUCAGAUUCCAGAGAAGAUACCGUCACUAUGAUUGUACAACUUGAUUCUACGUAUGACGAUUGUGAACUGAAUCGACUAAAGCUAUUCGAACGGAAUCUAUGCUCCAUCUUAAAAAUCAGUAAAGGUUGUGUCGAGCUGUUGCCCUAUUCCAUAACAAGUGACAUUUUUCCACUGUCAACUGAUCGAGAUGUGCAUAAUUAUCAAGCUGAGUGUCGAUCGGAUAAAGGUGAUAACACAUCCAGGUUCAGUUUAGAUACUGUUCUGACUAUCUCUGACAUACUUGAGGUGUAUGAGAAGGUGAGGAGUGUUAGUCCGAACUGGUUCAACCUGGGACUUGCGUUGAAGCUGAGCUAUACCGACUUAACCAACUUUCAUGAGACCUACAGUGGUGACAAUGAUGUGUGUUUGCGUGAGGCCCUAGCUCGUCGACUGCAGUCAGGUGAUCCUCUAACUUUGGGAGGAAUGUGUACUGCUCUCAAAAACUCUAUGGUGGCAAGAAAUGAUGUAGCUGAAGCAAUAGAGGGAAGUCUAGAGAGAGUCUCAGAAAGACUUGAGAGAGCUCAAAACAGCACUACAAAAACUGCCUCGGUGUCAUCCAUUGAGUCAUUGGAUGGUGCAAUCAGUGAAGUAGUCUCUAUACCUCGAGAGUUAGAAGUGGAUUCGAUGGAAAUGGAAACACUAUUCAACAAACUUGUGUCACAGCUGUGCCAGUCACUUGAAGUUCGAAGAAUUGAUAAAGACUCUUUGGUUGCUUGCUUGAUGGGGUUUAACUGUCUAAAUAAGGUUUUUGGCAAAACAAAUCAGUGUGUUUUCAGGAAUCAAAGAAAUAAACUUAGGAAAUGUUCAACUUCUGCAGGUGUUUGGCAAAUUAUUGCUGACUAUUUCUCCUUCUUUGACUAUGAAAUGGUUGAUCACAUUACAGACAGUUUCGGAACAGCCGAGGACAAAGAGAAGAUGAAACUCUACAAAGCCAAUUUUGUGGAGUAUGUUAAACGACGAGUACGAGUGACUAGUUCAGAUUCCAGAGAAGAUAUCGUCACUAUGAUUGUACAACUUGAUUCUACGUACGACGAUUGUGAACUGAAUCGACUAAAGCUAUUCGAAUGGAAUGUAUCCUCCAUCUUAAAUUUGAACGAUCAUGUUUUAAAACUUAGUAAAAUCAGUAAAGGUUGUGUCGAGCUGUUGCCCUCUUCCAUAACAAGUGACAUUUUUCCACUGUCAACUGAUCGAGAUGUGCAUAAUUAUCAAGCUGAGUGUCGAUCGGAUAAAGGUGAUAACACAUCCAGGUCCAGUUUAGGGUCCCUCACACUAGGAGAGGUGAGAGCUGUCAUGUGGGGUGCUCGUUAUGUAUGGAGGAAGCUGGGGAUUACGUUGGGUCUACCACACGGCACAAUACAGGUGAUUGAUAAGGACCACCGUACCAUAACAGAUUGCUUCACUGCAAUGCUUAGAGAAUGGCUGAUGAUCUCACCCAACCCCACCUGGUUUGAGCUGGUUGAAGCCCUGAGGUCACCAACCGUUCACCUUAAUGUUUUAGCUGAUGAGAUUGAGGACAAGUACAUCAAGAGUGAUGUCUCCUCAGUGCAGGAAAAGGAGGAUACAGCAAGGUCUUCUACGCUUCAAAGGGCACGCAUGGAAGCUGCCUUGUGGGGUGCUCGUGCAAAAUGGUUUGAAUUGGGACUUGCUUUGAAUCUAUCUAAGGAAACACUAGAGGCUAUUCGUAAGAACCGUACUGUCUUGGCAGAUCGUUUCACUGCAAUGCUUGGAGAAUGGUUCCAGUCCUCACCCAACCCCACCUGGUCUGAGCUGGUUAAAGCCCUGAGGUCACCAACCAUUAACCGUCCUGACAUUGCUGCUGAGAUUGAGGACAAGCUAAUCAAAAUUAAUGACUCAUCAGAAAACAAGGACACAGCAGUGUUUCGAGGUUCCCUCGCACUAAGAGAGGUGAGAGCUGCCUUGUGGGAUGAUUGUACUGGAUGGAGGAGUCUGGGGAUUGAGUUAGAAAUACCAUACGAAACACUAAUGGCUAUUAAGAAGAUCCACCGUACCUCAAAAGAUCGCUUCACUGCAAUGCUUAGAGAAUGGCUGAUGAUCUCACCCAACCCCAUCUGGUCUGAGCUGGUUGAAGCCCUGAGAUCACCAACCAUUAUGCGUAUUGACAUUGCUGAUAAGAUUGAGAAGAAGUACAUCAAGAGUGAUGUCUCCCCAGUACAGGAAAAGGAGGAUACAGCAAGGUCUUCCAUGCUUCAAGGGGCACGCAUGGAAGCUGCCUUGUGGCAUGCUCGUGCUAAGUGGUUUGAGUUGGGGCUUGCUUUGGAUCUAUCUGAGGAAACACUAAAGGCUAUUCAUAAGAACCACACUGUCUUGGCAGAUCGUUUCACUGCAAUGCUUGGAGAAUGGUUCCAGUCCUCACCCAACCCCACCUGGUCUGAGCUGGUUAAAGCCCUGAGGUCACCAACCAUUAACCGUCCUGACAUUGCUGCUGAGAUUGAGGACAAGCUUAUCAAAAGUGAUGACUCAUCAUUACAAGAAAACAAGGACACAGCAGGGUCCCUCACACUAAGAGAGGUGAGAACUGCCUUGUGGAGUGCUCGUGCUAAAUGGAUGAGUCUGGGGCUUGUGUUGGGUCUACCAGUUGGAACACUAGAGGCUAUUCAGGAGGCAAACCUUACAAAUAUGCCGGGAGAUUGCUUCACUGAACUGCUUGCAGAAUGGCUCAAGUCCUCACCCAACCCAACCUGGUCUCAGCUGGUUGAAGCCCUGAGGUCACCAAUCAUUGACUAUCCUGGCAUUGCUGAUGAGAUUGAGGACAAGUACAUCAAGAGUGAUGACUCCUCAGUGCAGGAAAGCAAGGACACAGCAAGCUCAGCCUCUGUUGAAGAGCAGUUGAAGUACUUACACAAGCUGAACGAGUUGCUGACAGAUACAGAGAACACCAUCAACAUCCGCUAUCUCAAACUGUACCUAAUCGGCCUUUCAGGGCUCGGCAAAACCACCUUCCGAAAACGUCUGCUGGGUCACCUACUUAACCUAGCAUCAAUCCCACCACAAGACAGAAAACGCUGCAGCACUCUUCUUGCCGAGUGUAAUCAAGUCCUGGCUGUGUCAAGUGACUCCAAAUUGUUUCUCAAAGCCUCCACAGAUAUUGACAACGAAGCACAACUGAUUUUCGCUUACAUGAUUGGCCUUCAGCAAGUUGUAAAAGCCGCCAUUUCCAAAGUAGUUGAAUCUGCUGAUCCAACGAAUGAUCCCAUUGUUGAUGCAAUUGAUGCUUCUAUUGAUGAUUCUAAGCCAAAAGAAGAUUAUGAUACUCAUCCCACAGUUGAAGUUGAUCCGAGCAAAAAACAAGGAAACAAAGAAGCCAAAUCAAAGGCUCCAGAAACCAAUGUCGACACAAACGAAGAUUCUAAAGCUCAGCCAAGCACAAAGCAAGUUCCCCAGGAAGGAAGUAAGCCAGCCAAACCAAAGGCUCCAGAAACCAAGGUUGACAAGAUCAUUGAAAACCUUCGAAAUAUUGUCAAGCGCGGCAAUUACAUGGAACAGUUGGUAGGCACAGUUUUACUCAACAUCAUUGACAUAGGUGGGCAACCCGGCUUUAUGGAGAUGCUUCCAUUUUUGAGCAAAGGCCCAGGGAUGUUUCUCGCCUUCUUCCCUCUCGAUAAAGAUCUCGAUGAGCUUUAUGAGGUUUCCUACGAACAUGACCAAGACAAAAUCACCCCCUUCCAAGCAAAGUAUACAAUUCGAGAAACCCUCUCCCAAAUUCUUUCAGCCAUCAGCCAUCACGUCACCGUUGAUUCGGAUCUUGAUUCCAAGAUUGCCGAGAAAGUUGAACAUUUCGCAGAUCUUCAGGCUGUCGUGAGUCUAGUGGGCACUUACCAAGACGUGUUGGAAAUUCAAGCCAAGUCAGAAGUCGUUCAGGAAAAGCUCAAGGGGGAUUACCCCGGUCUUGACGCAAACACCCUGGAAGCCGCAAUACAGCUGAUUCUGGAGGUGCAGCAAGAAGUCGAAUCUGAGCAGAAGGUGGAGGAGAUCUUUUUCGAAUUUGAGGCAGAGGUUGGCAAGCAGGAUUCCUUUUCGAACAACCUGGUAGAACAUGUCGAGCAAAAAGCAAAAGCGAAGGCCACCACUGAUAAACAGCAGAAACCAACGACACCACAAGAGGAUACCGAAUUGCAAAGCAAAGUGGAAGUUCUCGAGAAAACUCUACCUCCUGAAAUCAAAAACAAAUUGAAACAGAACACACCCAAAGCUGUUCAACUUUUGCUCCAGAUGAAGCAAUGUAACGAAACCCUCUCCAAGUUAGCAAGUGCUGUUGAUAAGUUGAGCACAGAUUCUACCAUUCAAGCUGAAACUAAAAAACGUUUGCAAGCAAAACUCCAAGAGAAGCACAAAGUCUUAUCCACCAUUACCUCAAAUUUUGGUGAAGUCAUCAGCCACCCAGAUGACAGUCAUUUCUUCUCCGUGGACAACUUCCGUGGCGAAGAAGCUGACAUUGAUCCGAUUCGUAAACACCUUCAAACAGUGUUUGACUCACGUUUUGAUGAUGCUGAAAUCCAGAUUCGCCCUGCACAGCUCCUGUAUGGGAUCAUUCUACGAAAAGAAUUUGAAAUUGCGACGAUGGAAGAGUGCAUUCAGAUUGGCAAACAAUUGGAGAUGGAUGAAGAUGAGGUGAAGUUCACCAUUUGGUAUUUGCACCAGUGUGUGGGGGCCCUUCUCUACUAUCCUGACAUAAAGGACAAGGAGUCUUACUUCAAAAACCAUGUCAUCUGCAGCCCCAAUGUUGUCUUCAACAGCAUCAGUCUCCUGAUUGUCGAAUCUCUUCUAUCUCUACACUCAGGUGAUAAGAGGUCUCGUUUCACCGCUGCCGAGAUCAAGAAGUGGCAAGAAUUCGGGCAAUUCUCGAUUCCUGUGAUUAAACUCUGCUGUUCCAAGACGAAUAAAGCAAAAGUGAAGGAAGGUGAAUUGAUCCCGGUCGACAAGCUUGUGAAGUUGCUUGAGCAUGUCAGUCUCCUUGCACCCAUAGUUGGUAAAGGUCCCCAGCCAGUUUACUUCAUGCCAGCUAUCCUCGAGUGUGCCUCAAAGGAAGAGCUUUCAAAUGCUCCAGCCAUCGACUCCAACACACCCUCUCCAAUCAAGAUCACCUUCGAGUCUGGCUAUAUGCCCAUUGGUGUCUUCUGUGCCAUGAUCAGCAAGUUGGUUUCCGAGGGACAAAACAAGAUUUUGGGGCUGAAAUGGAAUCUGCGAGAAUCUCGUGUCAUGAGAAAUCUGGUCUCUUUCGAAGUCGAUAGUGCCAAACAUGACAUCACGCUGGUAGCCCACGUCAACUGCUACGAGAUUCGACUUACAAGACGUGAAGAUUGCAACAUGCAUGAUCUCUGCUCCUAUGUGCUGACUACCGUCCUGUAUAUGAUGAGCGGAAUUAGCAAGAAGAUCGAGCCGAUUAUUGCAUUCGAUUGUCAGUGCCCAAAGCAUCAAAAAGCUGAGGAGGUUUGUCUGUGCAAGCUGAAAAAUUUCUUUCGAUGCGAGCACGGCCGUGUUGACAGUCUACCACCCCAUCAGGAGUGCUGGUUUGCAAAGGAAGUUAAGCUGGAUGAGAAAGCUGUUCUUGAAGCCCUGCGAUUUGCUGACCCUGAUGACCUCUCCUUCAAGUGGACCAGGAAAGGCAGGAAGGUAGCGAGUGGAUCAGAUAACGAGCUCACUGUGAACAAAGUGACGAGGGAUCAUUGCGAUGGGUUCUACACUUGUGAAGUAUCCAAGAACAAGCAGCUCUGCUUCAAAGUGCACCACUGCUUGAGAUGUAUCAGUGAGGCCACAGCUACAGGUGAUGACAUAACUCUCAAGACUGUCAAAGAUGCUACUUGGGAUGCUCGUGCAAAGUGGGACCACCUGGCCAUUAACUUAGAUGUGGACGAGGGAACUAUUAAAAGCAUAGAAAGGUCCCACAAUGGUCGUGUGGACGAGUGUUUUGUUGCAAUGUUGGAGGCCUGGUUCAAGAAGGGAUCUCCGAGCUGGUCGGUCAUGGUGGAAGCUUUGAGAGCCCCCAGUGUGGAUAGACGGGGCCUAGCCAACAAUAUUGAGAAGAAAUUUAUGAACAACAGUGAAUAACUACUUGUAUACCUGUUAUUAAAUUUGUCUCGAUUUUUGUACCUUUUAUACUCCAAAAAUGAUGUGUGUG
Halichondria panicea is the source of this 8382-nucleotide messenger RNA. RefSeq lists its product as uncharacterized. The record is from RefSeq and is a predicted model, not a curated record. Gene Ontology annotation, molecular function: protein binding. The transcript is spliced from 33 exons. The coding region runs from base 162 to 8312 and encodes 2716 amino acids. Lineage: Eukaryota; Metazoa; Porifera; Demospongiae; Suberitida; Halichondriidae. Gene Ontology annotation, biological process: signal transduction.